CCGUGAGAGAGCGCGCGGGUGAAAGAAGUGUGCGCGCGCGAGCGACAGAGAGAGAGAGAGAGAGAGAGCGGGCUCAGGAUUCGCCGCCAUUACCGAAGUGGAGCGAGAGGGGAGGGAGCGGAGAGAGAGAGAGAGGGGGUGAGCGAGCGAGCGUGUGAGUGAGUGAGUGUGUGUGUGUGAGUGAGAGAGAGAGAGAGAGUGGCUCGGGUUACGCGUACCGUAAAAAAAGGAAUCACCCGAAAAAACUUAACGGAAUCGUUCAGGGAUUAUCUGUACACCACUCGAGGAUGUUUUGAACGCCGAGGAGAAGAGACUAUACCGGGCUGACUGGGAAAUAGGAAAAGCGCGAGGAAUGCCGCCGCUCGUUCGCGUCGGAGAAGCUGGGAGCGACCAUGUUAGGAUAAUCAUGAAAGUAUGGAAGUAGCUGCGGGAAAGCAGAUCCAUGCCCUUGAAGCAAAAUGAAAGUACGGCAUUGAUAACCCCUUGAAAUGGAAAAAGAAUGAUCGGCAGGCUUGAAUCCGUUGAUGAAUGUAAGACGAUGACAGUGGGACUAUAAUGGCAAAAAACAAGGAGCCGCGCCCCCCAACCUAUGCCAUUAGCGUGGUUGGGCUAUCUGGAACCGAGAAGGAAAAGGGCAACUGUGGAGUCGGGAAGUCCUGCCUUUGCAAUAGAUACAUACGGCCCAAAGCAGACGAUUAUUACCCGGAGCAUACCUCCGUCUUGAGCACAAUUGACUUUGGAGGGCGCGUCGUUAAUAAUGAUCACUUUUUGUAUUGGGGUGAGGUAACGCACAGAGGUGACGAUGGCCUUGAGUGUAAAAUUCAUGUCAUUGAGCAGACUGAGUUCAUUGACGACCAGACUUUUCUUCCUCACCGCAGCACAAAUUUACAACCGUAUACGAAACGGGCGGCCGCCGCCAAACUGCAGUCGGCGGAGAAGUUGAUGUACAUCUGUACAGACCAGCUUGGCUUGGAACAAGACUUUGAGCAGAAGCAAAUGCCGGACGGGAAGCUUAACAUUGACGGCUUUCUGUUGUGUGUAGAUGUUAGUAAAGGGUGCAAUAGGAAAUUUGACGACCAGUUGAAAUUUAUAAAUAAUCUCCACGCACAAUUGGCGAAAUCCAAAAAAUCUAUUGUAAUUGCAGCGACAAAAUGCGACGAAUGUGUAGACCAGUACUUGCGGGAGGUUCAAGCCUUUGCAUCCAACAAGAAGAAUCUCCUUGUGGUGGAGACCUCUUCGCGUGCCAGUGUGAAUGUGGAGUCAUGUUUUCAUGCGUUGAUUCAGCUGAUGGAUAAAACCCGAGGAAAACCUAAAACGGUUCCUUAUCUCGAUGCAUACAAGAUUCAGAGGCAGCUAGUUGCGACCGCGACGGACAAGUUUGAGAAGCUGAUCGUGCAGUCUGCUAAAGAUUACCACACGAGCUGGAAAGCGGUUAGUAACAAGUUAAAAAACCAUCCCGAUUAUGAGGAAUACAUAAACUUGGAAGGCACGAAGAAGGCCCGAAAUACAUUCGCCAAACACAUAGAACAACUCAAACAGGAACACAUCCGAAAGAAAAAGGAGGAAUAUUUGUCAACCCUUCCAAAAAUUCUCAAUAAUCUCCUAAGUGACCUGGAGGAGGUUGAGCCGUUGAGCUGGCCGGAAGCUCAGAACCUUUUGAAGAGUCGGACCGAGUUUCCAUACUGGUUUGUCAUUUUAGAUUACACCCCGUGGAAUGAAACUGACCACAUAGACAAAGUGAAUGACAGGAGGAUUCCCUUUGACCUCCUCGGUACACCCGACGGGGAGAAGAUUUACCAAAAUCACGUGCAGCAUUUAAUUUCAGAGAAAAGAAGGGUGGAGAUGAAGGAGAGGUUCAAGAAAACGUUGGAACGGGUGCAGUUUAUCAGCCCGGGGCAGCCGUGGGAGGAAGUCAUGUGUUUCGUAAUGGAAGAUGAGGCCUACAAGUACAUAAGCGAGGUCGAUCGGAGAGACGUCUACAGUAGGCAUCAACGGGAAAUCGUGGAAAAGGCCAAAGAAGAGUUUCAGGAGAUGCUUUUUGAGCACGCCGAGCUUUUUUAUGACUUGGACCUGAAUGCGACCCCCAGCUGUGAUAAAAUGAGUGAAAUUCAUACCGUUCUGAACGAAGAGCCGAGGUACAGGGCACUGCAGAAGCUGCUGCCGGACAGGGAGUCUUUACUACUAAAGCACAUUGGGUUUGUUUAUCAUCCCACUAAGGAGACUUGCCUCAGUGGCCCAAACUGUAUUGACAUCAAAGUCGAGCACAUCCUCUCCAAUAGUCUUGUUCAGCUAGACCACGGGCGGUCAAACCUUUAUCACGACUGUGCCAACAUCGAUAAGGUUAAUCUUUUCCUUUUGGGUCGGGAGGGCCUUGCACAAGAACUCGCAAAUGAAAUCCGAGCACAGUCGACGGAUGACGAGUACACUCUAGACGGCAAAAUCUACGAGCUAGACCUUCGGCCGAUUGAUGCAAAUUCCGCACUCCUUUUGAGCAAUUUAUGGACCUCUUCCUUUAAACCUCACGGUUGUUUUUGUGUUUUCAGCUCUAUUGAGUCACUUAAUUUUGUGGGUGAUUGCAUCGGAAGAAUUAGAGCAGAGGCUAUGCAAAACCGGAGGGAUCGAAACUCACCUCAUUUACCGUUUAUUUUAAUAUUAGCCAACCAGAGGGACAAUGUGUGUAAAAACCUGCCCAUCUUAAGGCAUCAGGGCCAACAGCUUGCCAACAAGCUACAGUGCACUUUUAUUGACCUGCCUUCUGGAACGUUCCCACGUAAGUUUAGCGAGACCCAAAUCAAACAAGCGUUGCGCGGAGUCCUGGAGGCACUAAAGCACAAUAUUGAUACCAUGAGCCCCUUGCCUUCCAUUAAGGACUUGUCGGAGACGGAUUUGCGGAUCGUCAUGUGUGCCAUGUGUGGAGACCCGUUUAGCGUAGACCUCAUUCUCUCGCCUUUCUUGGAUUCCCAUUCCUGUAGCGCGGCUCAGCCGGGUCAAAACAACACGUUGAUUCUCGAUAAAAUAAUCGGCGAUAGUCGACGGCGUAUCCAGAUCACUAUUCUCUCAUAUCAUUCCUCUAUCGGAAUUAGGAAGGACGAAUUGGUACACGGCUACAUCCUGGUUUAUUCAGCCAAGCGCAAAUCCUCCAUGGCGAUGCUUCGAGCCUUUCUCGCAGAAGUGCAGGAUGUCAUCCCGGUGCAGAUGGUGGCCAUCACGGAUAGUCAGGCUGACUUUUUUCAGAACGAGGCCAUCAAGGAGUUAAUGACAGAGGGCGAGCACAUAGCCACAGAAAUAGCCGCCAAAUUUACCGCGUUGUAUUCUUUGUCACAGUACCAUCGGCAGACGGAAGUCUUUACCCCAUUUUUCAGUGAAGUUCUAGAAAAGAAGGCCAACAUUGAGAGUUCGGUUAUAUUUGACAAAACACGAGAUUCCAUGAACCCAGGGGAAGAUAUGUUCCCUCAGUCACCACAUGGAAAUUCACCGGUCUACAACGACUAUCCCGAUUCAGAUGACGAUACCGAAGCACCUCCUCCGUACAGCCCAAUAGGAGAUGACGUACAGUUGCUUCCAACGCCAAGUGAGAGGGCCAGAUGCCGGAUAGAUAACGAAGGGAAUGAGUAUCCAAUUUACAGCACUCCAGUUAACAUUCACGAGCAUGAACGCAACCACAAAGUGCCUCCCCCUGUCAGGCCUAAGCCAGCGAUGGCCAAGGCCAACGUCAAAAAACUGGAUCCAAACCUCCUAAAGACAAUUGAAGCAGGGAUUGGGAAAAUACCUAGGAAACAGUCACGGGUUCAUUUGAGCCACUCUGAGGAUUUAGAAGCCUCGGAUAACUAUGCCGAGCCCGCCGAUACCUUGCUAAAAUCGAAAGGGUUGAACGACGAUAUUUACACGGUCCCGGAGGAUAGUCAGUACCGUAUGUUUAAAAUCGGAGGCAUGCACAACUCACGGGGUGACGAGGAAAAUGGUUUUGAUCGGAUCGCGAGGUCGCAGGGCGGGAGGAGGCCAUCUAAAUACAAGCAUAGGUCGAAAACUCUCUUUAGUAAGACGAGAGCCUAUCAUCGAAGGACCCAUUCGGACGCCAGCGAUGAAGAGACUGGACUUUCGGUACAAAAGAAGAAGAAGGGCCGGGGUCACCGAGGGAGUGAAGAGGAUCCACUCCUUUCCCCUGUGGAUCCGUGGAAGGGAGGAAUAGAUAAUCCCGCCAUCACAUCUGAUCCCGAACAGGACGACAAGAAACUGAAAAAGAAGAAACAACCAAAGACCAAAGAACCCAAAAAGUCAAAACAAAAGUCCACAAAGCCCUUGUAUCCACCGACUAGACGGAAUUGGGACAGCAAUUACUUUGGAGUACCGCUUCUGGAUUUGGUCACUCAAGAAAAGCCAAUACCACUCUUUAUUGAGAAGUGCGUGGACUUCAUUGAAGCCACCGGGUUGUCUGCUGAAGGUUUAUAUCGCGUUAGCGGAAACAAGACGGAUCAGGACAAUAUUCAGAAGCAGUUUGACCAAGACCACAGUGUUGAUCUUGCGUCUAUGGAUGUCGCAGUAAACGCCGUCGCAGGGGCCCUUAAAGCUUUCUUCGCUGAUCUGCCAGAUCCACUUAUUCCCUACAACCUUCAUCCAGAAUUGGUGGAAGCAGCUAAAAUACCUGAAAAAAUGGAGAGACUGCUGGCACUCAAGGAAAUCGUGAAGAAAUUCCCACCUGUGAAUUACGAAGUUUUUAAAUACGUCAUCACUCACUUGAAUAGGGUGAGCCAGCAGAGUAAAGCCAACUUAAUGACGGCGGAUAACCUCUCCAUUUGCUUUUGGCCCACUCUGAUGAGACCCGACUUUGAAAACCGGGACACGUUGUCUACCACUAAACUCAAUCAGUCUGUCAUCGAGUCCUUCAUUCAGCAGUGCCAGUACUUCUUCUACAACGGCGAAAUCGUCGAAACGUGCAACACUGUGUCCACACCCCCACCCAUGCAAAUGUCCAAUUCAGGACCCUUGGUAGAACCCUUGAUGCCAUUGUUGCCACCUCCUUUACAACCUCAGCUUAUUCAUCCGCUGCCAGCAGACCCUUUGGUAUAAUAAAGUAAGACGCGCCGCCGGGAAUGUUCCAACCUGGACGUGGAUUUUGAAGAAUGGCUGCCCACCAUUUGAAGUCGCACAGAGUUUGGGGUGCGGGGGGGGGGGG
This is a messenger RNA of Erpetoichthys calabaricus (reedfish), 5173 nucleotides long. It is a transcript of the gene arhgap5, whose product is annotated as Rho GTPase activating protein 5. The record is from RefSeq and is a predicted model, not a curated record. The coding region runs from base 556 to 5067 and encodes 1503 amino acids. Lineage: Eukaryota; Metazoa; Chordata; Cladistia; Polypteriformes; Polypteridae. The transcript has 7 exons. Gene Ontology annotation, biological process: signal transduction.